AGAAGCAGGCAGAAAUGUCCCCACCCUCCAUAGGUGAUUAGAGAAAAAAAUUUAAUUUGAAUUAAACGCUCGGCUGGAUCGUCUCGAAAGAAAAGUUUUCAUUUAUUUGAAAAUUAUCAGACUAUUUGAUAAACAUGGAGGCAAAGGAUAGUAAAAUUGAGUAUCCGCCAGCAGCAACACCCUUGCAUUUGGCUGUUAGCGCAAAUGACUACAAAUUGGCUGAAAAUUUAAUAAAAGAAGGAGCUGAUGUCAACGCAAUGGGUCUUUAUCCCUUGUGGGGACGUUCUGGUGUUUGUUGCUCGCCACUGCACAUCGCGGCGGACAAGGGGUACAAAUCAUUAGUAGAAUUACUGAUCAAGCAUAAGGCAAACGUGGAUUACAGAACUACCACUGGAGAAACAGCUUUCUAUGUAGCUAUGGUUGAUAUUAAUCAUGAAAUAGUUGAUAUUUUAGUAGACGCAGGCGCCAGCGUUAAUAUUCAUGAUGAUGAAUUAUCUUCUGCACCUGAUCUGCAACUUCCUAAUGGUUUAUUUUAUCGCUCUAUAAAAAAGAAAUUUAGUCUUUGCAAUUAUUGUAUGGCAUUUUUUAUGUUGAUACUUAUUACUUUAUUUGUAUAUGUAUUUAUUUAUAUAAUACCGCGCCGCGCCCUGUCUGAGAAUAUUGAUAAUGAAAAGAAUAAUAAACAGUGAAAUCCAAAUUCUUUUUAAUCAGUAUUUUU
This is a messenger RNA of Microplitis demolitor, 718 nucleotides long. Its product is annotated as poly [ADP-ribose] polymerase tankyrase-1-like. Gene Ontology annotation, biological process: positive regulation of transcription by RNA polymerase II. The record is from RefSeq and is a predicted model, not a curated record. Gene Ontology annotation, molecular function: protein binding; transcription cis-regulatory region binding. The transcript has 2 exons. Lineage: Eukaryota; Metazoa; Arthropoda; Insecta; Hymenoptera; Braconidae. The coding region runs from base 135 to 689 and encodes 184 amino acids. Gene Ontology annotation, cellular component: nucleus.